AUGGCCAUUGAACUCAGCAUAAAACACGGCGACAUUGCGGCAGAAAACAAGGAUUUUCUAGGCGCAGUCGGCCACUACUCCGAAGCUCUCAAAGAAAACCCGGAAGCGUUCCUUGCUCUUGUCAAAAGAGCAGUCACAUACACCAAGCUCUGCAACUAUGACGAUGCGAAAAGAGACAUCACCAAAGCAUUCGAGGUGGCGCAAAAACGGGGCCGCCGCAAUGACAUUGGCGUGUGCUAUUACCGGCUCGCGUUGGUGUUCUAUGCGGAGAAAGAUUUCGAAGCGGCACUUGUCAAUUUCCGCAAGGCCAAAGAGUAUCAGUGUGCGGAGCCGGCGUUGGACAUUUGGCUUGCCAAGGCCGAGCGGGACGCCAAAAAGGCCGGCACUGCGGUGGACACUAGACCGGAGCAGAAGCCUGUGGCCAGCUCCACUUCGGUGGAAACCAUCAACAAGAGCGCUCCACUCAAAACGAAAAUUAGAGACGACUGGUAUCAGGACAACGACACAAUCACCGUCACCAUAUACGCCAAGGGCGUGAAGGAGGAGACGUUGAAAGUUGAGUUUGAGCCCAGAAAGGUGGCUGUGUGCUUUCCUGGAAGCGACAGUUCCGAGUACAAUUAUAACCUAGACCCAUUGUAUGAUGAGAUUGACGUACACAAGUCCAAGUACAAGGUGUACAGCACCAAGUUGGAAAUCGCGCUUUCCAAAGUGCAAGGACGCAAGUGGCCCAGUUUGGAAGGCGACGGAGCGGCAGAGGCCAAUGUUGCGCUUGAGUAUCCGAGCCUGUCGAAAAAAGCGGUCAAUUGGCUGAACUUCAAGCUUGACGACGACGACGAAAACCCAGAAAACUUCUUUGCGAAGUUGUACAAAGACGUCGACGACGACACCAGAAGAGCCAUGAUGAAGUCGUAUGUGGAGUCGAACGGAACUGUUCUUACAACCAACUGGUCGGAGGCCAAGGACAAGAAGUUCGAGACCAGCCCGCCGGAGGGAAUGGAGGCGAAAAAAUGGAAUUGA
Messenger RNA from Clavispora lusitaniae ATCC 42720, 1017 nucleotides. RefSeq names its product co-chaperone (gene SGT1). Gene Ontology annotation, molecular function: protein-folding chaperone binding. Lineage: Eukaryota; Fungi; Ascomycota; Pichiomycetes; Serinales; Metschnikowiaceae. The record is from RefSeq and is a predicted model, not a curated record.